AUGGCAACGAUCUCGGAAGACGAGCUAGCGCAGGCCUUCUUGGCCUCGCUCGUGCACGGCGGAGGCUCGGAAGCCGACCAGCAAGAGCAAGAGUACCUCGUCCGCGAGCUCAUGCCAUGCUUGAUCCCAGCGCUCAAGAGCCUCUUACGUGCGCACGAUGAUGCUCUCCGGCGCAAGUGCAACGGCGAACUCGUGCUGCCGAUCAAGCCCCUCGACUACUUGGCCAAGUAUCUCUAUCGGCACAACCCAAAGUUUGCCAAACCGUCGGACGAGACGCUCAUGCUGCAACGCCUCGCCGAGAAGCUCACACAAUAG
Saprolegnia diclina VS20 is the source of this 315-nucleotide messenger RNA. RefSeq lists its product as hypothetical. The coding region runs from base 1 to 315 and encodes 104 amino acids. Lineage: Eukaryota; Oomycota; Saprolegniomycetes; Saprolegniales; Saprolegniaceae. The transcript has 3 exons. The record is from RefSeq and is a predicted model, not a curated record.